AUGGGAAAUUGCUGUUGUGGAGAUAUUGACAACACGUAUGAUGGGCCAAUACGAUCCACGCGCAGUUCUGCACCUUCUUCGAUUGUAAUUACUACUCCUCCAACUUUGAAUCUCUCUAAUGACAGAGCAUCAAUUCGUCCUAAUGCUGUUACAGAUAAUACUGCCAGAACUCCUGGUUGUGGUCCUACAAGCUCUAAAACUAACCGGGGGAGACCAAGGGAUAGACGAGAUAACAACAAAACACUGGCGUCAUCUGGAAGACAUUUAAGUUCAUCCAAAAUGAUAAAUCAACGUUCUACGAUAAAUACGAACAGAACAACGUACCACGUACUAGUGCGAGAAGAUCCAGAAAUCGUAACACAACUAUUAAAUACUUUCAGCAAUUUUUACAUAAAUUUAACUGAUGAUGUAUAUCAAUUAGAGAGACUUAGAGAGGAGUCCUUGGAAUAUCAACGUAUCAAGAGCAUAUUUUUUCAAUCUAACAAAAGCUUUUUUAAAUUACAUAGCAUCGAGAAAGUACACAAUCCUUAUCUUCUAAUACAAUAUGGACUUAAAAAAUAUGAAUACACCCGUAAAAGAAUCAGUUACAGAGAAACAUUACUGUUUCACGGAACUAAGAAAGCAAAUAUUGACAAUAUUUGCCGAAAUAAUUUUAACUGGAGAUUAAAAGGUACCGUUGUUGGUUCCAGAUUCGGACAAGGCGUAUGUUUUGCGUCAGUAGCUUACUUUUCAACACAUUAUUGUGACGAGGGAUAUAACAAAGUGAUGAUAAUAGCUAACGUUUUAAUUGGUAGCAGCUGUAGGGGAAAUACUAACAUGACGAUACCACCGUAUAAUUUUGAUACUAGCACAAACGACAAACAAAACGUAUACGUUAAAUACAACGAUAAUACUUUCUAUCCAACUUAUCUUAUUCAUUUUGGUGGAAUAGACUACAAGAAAAAGUAUCGACCAAGUAUCUCUGAAGGUGAUUAA
Molecule: messenger RNA, 975 nt
Organism: Diabrotica balteata
Lineage: Eukaryota; Metazoa; Arthropoda; Insecta; Coleoptera; Chrysomelidae
Source: the annotation of a GenBank genome assembly